Camarhynchus parvulus is the source of this 3382-nucleotide messenger RNA. It is a transcript of the gene HS3ST5, whose product is annotated as heparan sulfate-glucosamine 3-sulfotransferase 5. Bases 1522 to 2559 code for a protein of 345 amino acids. The transcript is spliced from 4 exons. Gene Ontology annotation, molecular function: [heparan sulfate]-glucosamine 3-sulfotransferase activity. The record is from RefSeq and is a predicted model, not a curated record. NCBI's taxonomy places the organism in Eukaryota, Metazoa, Chordata, Aves, Passeriformes, Thraupidae.
GGCCGCACCUGGUGGCACCGCCAUGCGCCGGCUGCGCCCCCUGAUCUCCCCUGCCGCUUCCCGCCGCCCAUCCGUGCCUGAGUCUCUCUUCGCUUGUGUCCAGCAUCGCGCACACACGCACACGCCGUCACGCACGGAGGCACUCACUCACUGACUGCCGAGCUGCCCAGGCUGCCGAGCAGCACAGCGCAGCACCGCGCAGCCCGCCUGGAGCCCCCUCCCUCCCUCCUUCCUCCCUCCUUCAAUCCCUCCCUCCCUCUCUCCUCCUCCUCCCUCUCUCCCGCCCGCCCGCCCGCCGCUCUGAAGGAUGCCCGGUAAGUAGCGACGAGGACCGGCACCUCUGCCGGUGCGUGAUGUGAGGGGUGAGGGACUGCUUACACUGCUGCCGCCCGCCGGGGGGGCGUAGGGCGGGGGGAGAGGGGAGGGGAGGUGACAGCGAUCCGAGGCAGGAGGCGGCGGGGCUCGCUGUGUGCUCCUCAGAAGGACUUUUAGCUGCUCGACCGGGGCUUGGAUGUGGGCGCCGAGGAACGGGGUCUGUGCACCGCAGCGGGCACCGGCCGGGGCGGGGGCGCUUCGCCUGCGCUGCGGGUUGCUGCCUGCAGUACCGCGGUGAGUACGGGGCUCCGCGCCUCGCCGGGUCCCCCGGGGGCGGGUGAGGUGUGGAGGGUGCCCUGCCGUGCUUGGGGCUCCCUCCUUGGCGGCUCUGCUCCGCGCCGCGCUGGGACCGGGGCACGGAGGGCGCGGUGCCCCCCGUACGCCCCGGGUACUGCCCGCUGCUACUCCUCGGGUUUGGCCACGUCUGUAGGGGCUGCCAGCGCCGUCCGGUGUUUGGGGCGCCGCGGUGGCACCGAUCGGACACGGGGACGGAGCUCCGCCGGGCGCCUCACCUGCGGAGAGGAGCAGCCAGGUGCUGCGCACCGGGGGAGCGGAGCGGAGCCCCGGCCGGUGCCCCGGCACCGCAGCGAGAGGAUGCCCGCGGCUCCCUGCCCGCUCCCCGUCCUGCGUGCUCCGUCCUCCUGCGCUGCAGAGGGCUCCGGUGCGAAAACGCUUGUCCCUUAGGGAAGCGUAAUGUUUGUAAAAUGUUUGCUAUCAAUUAGCGGGUGGCUCCGCUCUGCUCGGGUUUGCGCACGGCUAACUCCGCUCAGGCAGGGGCUCAGCUCCGGCUACCAAAUGCUAGGAACACCGUGCAAGGGGCUUUUUGUUCUCCUAGACUGCCUGGUGCGAUUUGUGGGGAACACAUAUGAAAGCGCACAGUUGCUGGCGAUUUUCAAGUGGACUUUGGCUCAGCAAGCUGUACACCAUUUCAGCAGAGAUGUCCGAUCUUUCCAUCUGCAUACCUGGAGGUGCUUUAUUCCCUGAAUGGUCUUUUCAGUAACCACUAAAGACUUCUUGGGACUGAACACUGGAACAGAUGAGUUAAAUCCUUCUGGAAUGUUCUUCAUCAGACACAGACCUACUGGACUUUCUGGAUGUGCCUAAGGACACAAAGACUGAAGAAGUCCUGAAGAUUGAUGGAGGGCCAUGCUAUUCAAACAGCAGGCGUUGCUGAGACAGAAGCUCUUUGUGCUAGGCAGCCUUGCUAUUGGAAGUCUCCUAUAUCUAGUUGCCAGAGUUGGGAGUUUGGAUAGACUGCAGCCCCUCUGCCCCAUUGAUGGUCGUUUUGGACCCCGUGGCCAGGACGAAAUCCCCUUGCGAGCCCUGCAGUUCAAGCGAGGUCUGCUCCAUGAAUUUCGAAAGGGCAAUGCCACCAAGGAACAAAUCCGACUGCACAAUCUGGUUCAGCAGCUUCCCAAGGCAAUUAUCAUUGGGGUGCGGAAAGGAGGCACCCGAGCACUACUGGAGAUGCUGAACCUUCACCCUGCAGUGGUCAAAGCUUCUCAAGAGAUUCACUUCUUUGACAAUGAUGAAAACUAUGCCAAGGGAAUUGAGUGGUACCGGAAAAAAAUGCCUUUUUCUUACCCUCAUCAAAUAACAAUUGAGAAAAGCCCCGCGUAUUUUAUCACCGAGGAAGUACCUGAAAGGAUUUACAAAAUGAACUCAUCUAUCAAAUUAUUGAUCAUUGUCAGGGAACCUACCACAAGAGCUAUUUCUGAUUACACUCAGGUGCUGGAAGGCAAGGAAAGAAAGAACAAAACUUACUACAAAUUUGAGAAGCUGGCAAUUGAUCCCAAUACCUGCGAAGUGAACACUAAGUACAAGGCAGUGAGAACCAGCAUCUACACAAAACAUCUGGAGAGGUGGUUAAAAUACUUCCCAAUCGAGCAGUUUCAUAUUGUGGACGGAGACCGGCUAAUCACAGAACCACUGCCAGAACUCCAGCUGGUUGAGAAGUUCCUAAAUCUUCCUCCAAGGAUAAGUCAGUACAAUUUAUACUUCAAUGCCACCAGAGGGUUUUACUGCUUGCGAUUUAACAUUGUCUUUAACAAGUGCCUGGCGGGUAGCAAGGGACGCAUCCAUCCAGAGGUGGACACCUCUGUCAUUACCAAAUUGCGCAAGUUCUUCCAUCCUUUUAAUCAAAAAUUUUACCAGAUCACGGGGAGGACAUUUAACUGGCCCUAAACUAAACUUCAUACAACAUUUUCUGUUGCACCUGAGGCAUGCAAUAGGAUGUCUCUGCUGAAAUAUGCACUUUUCAUAGAUACGACUAGCAAAGUAACUUUUUUCAUGCAUACGUGUACAUAAUGCAGUGUGUGACCAAAUAUACAGUGGGAUCGAUUUUUUCUACAGAGUAGUAACUAACAUAAAUUUACUGUCAAUAUAGUUGCAUCUUUUAAGAUAUAAUAAUAAAGGGAAAGGAAGUAUUUAGGGAAACAAAGUCAGACACUGUUAAAAGGGUCAGUGUUCCUCUUGCUUAGUGAAGUGUUUAUGUGACAUACUUAUUGAUCUAAGCAGAACAUUAUUUUAUGCUAUAAAAAUUCUUGUUAAAAGUCUGUAAAGCUGUGAGAAAGCAUAAUCUUGAGGCUAUAUUUGGUAUGUGUAUUGCUAAAGGAAUACUGACACUUUAAACACAGUGCUGAAUUUUUACAAUGAGAGUGAAUAGUACUAUUUUCUUAUUAUUUUAAAUGAAUAUCUUAUCUCAUACAAACUACAUUGUUUUAGAGUUCCUGUGGUGAGUUUGCACUAUUGUUUUAUUGUAUGGACCAUAGUGUCACUUGUAGCAUGUCAAUCAUGUGUCAAGAAAAGGUCAAAUAAUUUUUUUCCUCUAUACUUGUGUGUCAGCAAAGCUAAACAUGGUGUACAUAGUGUACAAUGUUUGUAAAUACUGGUUUCACACUAAGUAAUUCUAUUUUGUAAACUGAAUAUGGCUAUUUAAUUUAUUGUGAAAAUUAAAUUUAUUGUGGUAUUUAAAAAUGGAAUGGAUUAAAAUUACCUAUAUGUGCAA